UCUCUUUUCCACGUCCCUCCUUUCACUACCCUACACCAUGUACUCCCGCGCAUGUUAGUCUUCCCCAUUUCCAAACUAAGAUUAAGAUCUUCUUCAACAAUGCUUCAGCUUUCAAUUUUUUCAAAAACUAAUUUUCUGAAGCUCUGCUAACAUGCGCCGUAGAAACACAUCCGUUUGAUCUCUGUCGGUUUAUUUGUUCUGACAACGUUGUCAUCCUGGGUUUGUCGGUUAUAGUUGGUUGAUCAACUUAGAAAAUCAUGGGUUUUCAAUUUUAUGGCUUAAAUCAAUGGUUUUGCAUAGUGGGGUUGUGAAAAAAAUGAUUUUUAUUUAUUUUUAAUGGAUGUUUUAUAGUGUUUUUGAUUUAGAAGGUAAAGGGUUUUUGUGAUUGAGUAGUUUUUGUAAUUUUAGAAAAGUGAGUUUUUUUUUUUUUUUUGGGUAUGGAGAGUGAAGGGUUUGAUUUGAAUAAUGGUAAGAAGAUUGGUGAUGGUUUUGUUGAUAGAAGUAAAGUGAGGAUUUUGCUUUGUGAUACUGAUUCCAAUACCUCUCAAGAGGUUUUUACACUUCUUUUGAGAUGUUGUUAUCAAGUUAUUUCAGUGAAGUCGGCAAGACAAGUAAUUGAUGCACUGAAUGCGGAGAAGGAAACUAUAGAUCUCAUACUGGCUGAAGUUGGCCUUCCGAAGAAGAAGGGCAUGAAGAUGUUGAAGUACAUAGCCCGAGACAAAGAAUUGCGCAGAAUUCCUAUUAUAAUGAUGUCUGCACAAGAUGAGGUGUCUGUUGUUGUGAAGUGCUUGAGGCUCGGAGCAGCAGACUAUCUAGUAAAGCCUUUACGCACAAAUGAACUAUUAAAUUUGUGGACGCACAUGUGGAGAAGGAGGCGCAUGCUUGGACUUGCAGAGAAGAACAUGUUAAAUUAUGACUUUGAUCUGGUAGUAUCAGAGCCUAGUGAUAACAAUACAAACAGUACCACCCUGUUCUCUGAUGACACCGAUGAUAAGUCAAAGAGAAGCACUAUUCAAGAGACAGGAAUAUCAGUCCAACAAGAGCAAGAGUCUACUAUUGCAAAUGCUGCUUCUGUUGAGGAACCUCGAGAUGAUCAUGCAUCAGAAUGUCAGCCUGAUGUCCAUGGAAUAGAUGAUCAGCAAACAGCUUCUUUUUCAUCUGGUCCAAAGAAGAGCGAACUAAGGAUUGGGGUUAGGGAGUCAUCAGCUUUCUUCACAUAUGUUAAAGCAUCAAUGCUAAAGAGAAACCUUGAAGGGAUUGUUCAAGCUGAUAACAAUGCUGUCGCAUGUGUUAGGAUGGAAGUUAUGCAUCAAGCAUGUGCUCAACAAGGGGUUAGUGAUCUUGAAGUAUGCAAAAAUGGAGAAACUUGUGAUAGUCAAUCACAAGAUGACUUCCCCAGCAGCAAUAGUAUACCUGAUUCUUUAUCUAUUGAGAGAUCUGGUACUCCACCUGCAUCUUUGGAAGCCUCACAGCAAAACCGUUACGAAGAAGAAAAUUUGCAUCACAGCAGUCUGAUACAUCCAGGAACUGGGACGCAUUGUUCUGAGCUCGAAAUGUCUAACAUGCCUGCACAAAAUUUGCAUCACAACAGUCUGAUGCAUCCAAGAAAUGGGGCUCAUUGUCCUGAGCUUGAAAGAUCUAACAUGACUGCACAACCUGCUUAUCCAUAUUAUAUGUCAUCGGGAGUUAAUCAUGUUAUGAUGCCUUCAUCGGCGCAAAUGUAUCAAAAGAAUGUCUACGACCUGCAGCAUCAUGCUGGUACAUCUAUUAUUGGUCACUACAAUCAUGUUCCACAAGUCGGUCCUCAUACCACCGGCAUGAUGUCCUUCCCGUAUUACCCAAUGAAUAUGUGCUUACAUCCAGGUCAGUCAUGGCCAUCCUACGGAGGUUCAAGUUCAUCCGAAGCAAAGUUAAGUAAAGUUGAUAGGAGAGAAGCAGCAUUGAUUAAAUUCAGACAGAAAAAGAAAGAGCGCUGUUUUGAUAAGAAAAUUAGGUAUGUCAAUCGGAAACAACUUGCUGAAAGACGGCCUCGUGUGAGAGGACAGUUUGUCAGUAAGUUGAAUGGUGUUAAUGUGGAUCUUAAUGGACAGCCUCCUUCCAUUGAAUAUGAUGAAAAUGAAGAAGAUGAUCAGGGAGCUAGAGAUUACUCUCCGAGGGAUGCUUGAAUAUGUUAAACUGUCAUGUCGUCGAAAUGACUAAGGGCCAGUUAGUUCCUAUAAUAUCCUGUCAAGGAUCUGCCUCUAUUCCUUGCUUCAACGGAAAAUUGAUGCCUCAGCAUUAAUUGGCCAUCACUUGUUAUAUAAGGGUUGCAGAUCCAGUGUACACCCUCAUCAUUUAUAGCGGAGUCAUUUUCUGAAUACUGCUUCCUAAAAUGAUCUGUCUGGCUAUGAGAUCUUUGGAAGGUAUACCUCUGUAUACCUCCUGCCGACGAUGUCCAAUGCAGUUGAAAGUUUCAUACCAUUCUUAAGCUCUAUUGAACUGAUAAAAGCAGAGGCUGUACUUUCAUAUUUUUUGUUAAGAAAUCUUAAUUGUCCUGAUGAAUGGGUUUUUUUUUCUUUCAAAAAUUCUAUUUUUAAUCAAAAUUUACAACCAUCCAAAAGCCUUUUACGCUCUAAUAUUCAAAGUACCAUUUCUUUUAGCUCUAUCUUUAUGGAGUUCAGUAAAAUCUCUCAAGCCUUUCCUUUUCA
This is a messenger RNA of Medicago truncatula (barrel medic), 2687 nucleotides long. RefSeq names its product two-component response regulator-like APRR1. The record is from RefSeq and is a predicted model, not a curated record. The transcript is spliced from 6 exons. Bases 438 to 2165 code for a protein of 575 amino acids. Gene Ontology annotation, molecular function: protein binding. NCBI's taxonomy places the organism in Eukaryota, Viridiplantae, Streptophyta, Magnoliopsida, Fabales, Fabaceae. Gene Ontology annotation, biological process: cytokinin-activated signaling pathway; phosphorelay signal transduction system.